AUGAGGUACAUUUGUCUGCUGCUCCUCGUUGUGGCUCUGGGCGAUGUGGGUUUUGCCACGCCCCGUCUGCGUAGCUCCGCAGAGCCAGCCAAGAUUCUGGAGUCGCUGAGCAAUAUCAGACAGAACAGCUUCCUCGACUGGAUCACCUCAAUCCUGGGGCCGGAGUACUCCGACUCCAGUGUCCCGGCCAAGAGGGAGUGCGCGUCCUGCGCCUGCGGUAACAUCAACACACGCCACCGCAUCGUCGGGGGCCAGGAGACGGAAGUGCACGAGUAUCCCUGGAUGGCAAUGCUGAUGUGGUUCGGCAGCUUCUACUGCGGCGCAUCGCUGGUCAAUGACCAGUACGCCGUGACCGCGGCGCACUGCGUCAACGGGUUCUACCACCGUCUGAUCACGGUCCGCCUGCUGGAGCACAAUCGAAUGGACAGCAAUGUGAAGAUCGUGGACAGGCGGGUGGCGCGUGUCUUCAUCCAUCCCGGCUACAGCACCCGCACCUUCGACAGCGACAUUGCCCUGAUUCGCUUCAGCGAGCCCGUGCGCCUAGGCAUCGACAUGCAUCCCGUCUGCCUGCCCACGCCCAGUGAGAACUAUGCCGGUCAAACGGCUGUCGUCACCGGCUGGGGCGCCCUGAGCGAGGGCGGUCCUGUCUCAGACACCCUGCAGGAAGUGGAGGUGCCCAUACUCACGCAACAGGAGUGCCGGGACAGCAACUACGGCGACAAAAUCACCGACAACAUGAUCUGUGCUGGAUUGGUGGAUCAGGGCGGCAAGGACUCCUGCCAGGGCGACAGCGGUGGACCCAUGCAUGUCCUGGGCGCCGGACAAGCCUAUCAACUGGCGGGCGUUGUGUCCUGGGGCGAGGGCUGUGCCAAACCCAAUUCCCCAGGCGUUUAUACUCGUGUGAGCAACUUCAACGAAUGGAUCGAGGAAAAUACCCGCGAUGCCUGCGCCUGUUCCCAGGCUGAAGAGCCGGCCGAACCAGUCUCCUCCACCAGUACCAGCGAGCAGCCUUUGGCAGAAUCGGAGAGCACCACAGCGGGCGGACAGGUCACUGAAGGUCCUGAAGUGGAGGAAGCUAAUAAAUUGAUCUAAGAUUACACGCUAUAUUUUCCACUUAUAUAUUACGAGUAA
Drosophila persimilis is the source of this 1131-nucleotide messenger RNA. RefSeq names its product trypsin-1. The record is from RefSeq and is a predicted model, not a curated record. The transcript has a single exon. NCBI's taxonomy places the organism in Eukaryota, Metazoa, Arthropoda, Insecta, Diptera, Drosophilidae. Gene Ontology annotation, molecular function: serine-type endopeptidase activity. Gene Ontology annotation, biological process: proteolysis. The coding region runs from base 1 to 1092 and encodes 363 amino acids.